UGUGAACUUCAAGGCCCCAAGCCUCAGCUUAGAAGCUCUCUUUGCGAACGACGGCGAUGGCGAUGGCUACCGCGUUCGUGGCUUGCUGUCUGCUCGUGGCGUCCGGCGCUUCGGCGCGAAGUCUCGUCGCCGACGGCGGGAACUUCGGUAGCCGCAAGGACUACUACCCUCCUGGCAACACCGGCCCAAACCACUCACCAAGCCCCACGCCCUGCAAUCAUGAUUCCCACGGGACGACGCCCUGCUCGCCGGCGCCACCGCAAGGAGGUGGAGGAGGGUACUACCCGCCCACACCAUCCGUCGGUACCUCCCCGACCACCCCUGGUGGAGACUACAACCCGCCCUCGCCGUCGACAGGCGCCGCCCCUACUACGCCUGGUGGCGAGGACGCCCCGCCCGCGCCGUCUAGUGACACCUCUCCGACCACCCCUGGUGGAGGCUACUACCCGCCAACUCCGUCCAGCGGCACUGCACCAACCACGCCUGGGACUGGAGACUCCCCGCCCGCGCCGUCCAGUGACACCUCUCCGACUACCCCUGAUGGAGGCUACUACCCGCCCACUCCGUCCACCGGCACUGCCCCAACCACGCCUGGGACUGGAGACUGCCCGCCCUCACCGUCCGCCGGCACCUCUCCUAGCACCCCUGGCGGUGGUGACUACCCGCCCUCGCCAGCCAGCGGCACUGCGCCUACCACGCCUGGUGGCGGGAACUGCCCUCCCUCGUCGUCCGCGGGCACCUCACCGACGGCACCUGGCGGUGGCUACUACCCGCCCUCGCCAGCCAGCGGCACUGCGCCUACCACGCCUGGUGGCGGAAAUUGCCCACCAUCGCCGUCCGCCGGCACCUCUCCGACCACACCUGGUGGCAGCUACUACCCACCCUCACCAUCAACCGGCACUGACCCGAACACGCCUGGUGGCGGCGGCUACCCACCGUCCCCAACAACGCCGGGUGGCGGUGACUACCCACCAUCCCCGACCACUCCUGGUGUCGCCGACUGUCCGCCAACCCCGUCCACCGGCACCUCGCCGAGCACCCCUGGUGGUGGUGGCUACUACCCACCCUCGCCAUCCACUGGCACUGACCCAAACACGCCUGGUGGCGGCUGCCCGUCCACGGGCACCUCGCCGACGCCUUGCAUUGGCACAACUCCUCCCUCGGGCACUACGCCGACUCCAAACGUACCGUUGCCUCCAAGCACUCCCACGCCGUUCGACCCAAACACCCCACCCUACUCCCCGCUGGUGCCGACGCCGCCGACGAGCACCCCCACGCCAUUUGACCCAAACACCCCACCGUUCUCCACCGGCCCUUACGGUUACUGGAUGUCGCACCCGGGCGUGAUAUGGGGCCUGUUCGGAUACUGGUGCCCGCUGGUGCGGCUGUUCGGCCCGAGCGCCGCGGUGCCGUUCGGGCACGACCUGACCGUGCCGGAGGCGCUGGCCAACACGCGCGCCGACGGCGUGGGCGCGCUCUACCGCGAGGGCACGGCGUCGCUGCUCAACUCCAUGGUCAGCAGCGGGUUCCCAUUCACCACGGCGCAGGUGAAGGACGCGUUCGGCGCCGCGCUCAGCUCCGGCGACGAUCGCGCCGCCGCCGCGCAGGCGCAGCUCUUCAAGAUGGCAAACGAGGGGCUUGCCAAGCACUAGGCGUGGGUUCGUGGCUGAUGCCCAGCUGCACUGGCAUGCAGCGGCAGGCGACAACGCGCCAGCAUGGAUCUCUAGCAGUUAAAGUACGUGUUUGACUCGUUUGAUCCUGGGUUUAGAUGUUAUGUCGUGCUUGUAUUAGGUGUGCUGCGUGCACGUGACCUCUGUUUGUGUGUGUAAGAGAGAGAGAGUGUGUGUCUAAAGUGUUUAUGUGGCCUGUCAAUUUGGUCUGCGUAUGGACGUAGCGUUCUGCUAGCUGCAACUGUGUUUUAGUAGUUCACUUCCAGCACCAAUGCAGAGCUAAAUCAAGUGCAGCUAAUGUUGGACGGAGAA
This is a messenger RNA of Triticum dicoccoides, 1982 nucleotides long. Its product is annotated as leucine-rich repeat extensin-like protein 5. Bases 57 to 1652 code for a protein of 531 amino acids. NCBI's taxonomy places the organism in Eukaryota, Viridiplantae, Streptophyta, Magnoliopsida, Poales, Poaceae. The record is from RefSeq and is a predicted model, not a curated record. The transcript is spliced from 4 exons.